GGUGCUGCCCGGGCUGGGGGGCCGCGGGCCGGGCUCCCCGGGGAGCCCCGCGGCGACGUACCGCACAUGGAGUGUCCAGGCGGGAGCUCCUCCAGGCCAGGCUCCUGCGGGACGCGGGAGAAAUGACCGCAAAGGCCGAAACAGGUUAGAAAUGGCCACCAGCAUGACAACCAUGAUGCUCUAUAACAUGGUAUUUUUGGUGGCACUUGGAUCGGCCCUGGCUUCAAGUCAUAACUCCAGGACCGCUGAUAGGGUUUCUGAGGCAGAUAUUCAGAGGCUCCUUCACGGGGUUAUGGAACAGUUGGGCAUUGCCAGACCCCGAGUAGAAUAUCCAGCACAUCAGGCUAUGAAUCUAGUGGGUCCACAAAGCAUUGAAGGUGGUGCACAUGAAGGUCUUCAGCACUUGGGUCCUUACGGCAAUAUCCCAAACAUAGUCGCUGAGCUAACAGGAGAUAACAUACCAAAGGAUUUUAGUGAAGAUCAAGGAUACCCUGACCCUCCAAAUCCCUGCCCAAUUGGAAAAACAGUUGAUGAUGGAUGUUUAGAAAACACACCAGACACAGCAGAGUUCAGUAGGGAAUACCAGCUGCACCAACACCUUUUUGAUCCAGAGCACGACUACCCCAGCAUGGGCAAAUGGAAUAAUUUAUUCUUUGAGAAGAUGAAGAGUGGACCAAAAAGAAGAAAAAGGAGUGUGAACCCAUACCUGCAAGGACAGAGACUGGACAAUGUUGUCGCAAAGAAAUCCGUUCCUCAUUUUUCAGAUGAAGACAAAGGCACCGAAUAAGAACUGCAAAGAUGAAUGAUGAAAACUCAGGCCAUUCCUCAUGAGAUCGUAAUAUUAUUGCUUAUAUAUAACCAGCUAUUGAAAUUAUUGUGAUUGGCAGCAUGUUUAUUAUUUAUAUAAUUGUGGAUGAGAAACAGCUGUAUUUAUAACGUUAUGUUUUCCUAAAUAAUGAAAAUAUGGUUCUGUUUUCUGUUAAAUUAUGGUAAUAGGCCUGUUUUGUUGUUUUCGUUUUAGUAAUGGAGUAAACUUUAAAAAUAUUAGUCAUGUUAAGAGCUAACGUGAAGUAAAUGGCUUCAGUGAGCAAUUUGUAUAAAGGAAGGCAAGCAAAAAUAUUACUCAAUUGAGCCCAGUGUUUAAUCUUAAUAUUUGCGACAUUCAAAACACAGAAGUUAGAGUUUUGUGUUUUGUUCACAAAUACAGUUACUUAGCAAAAACAAGCUAUUAAUUUACUCAGAGACUUUUGGCUUUUGGUCUAUUUUAAUAAACAUUCAAGCAAUCUAGAGCGUUUGCUGAGUGACAUUUUCUAAAAUAUAAAAUAGGAUAAUCUGGUUCAGUUAUUGUCAGGCUAAACAAAAAUUAAAACAGUAUGCUUUGAUAAUAUAUUCAGUGCAAUAUUUUUCUCAAUUUUUUCUUAUCAUUUAAUUCUCUCACUGUUUCCAGUUGUUUUCACCCACCUUAGCUGGCUGCUAAUAUUUCUCUAGUCUACAAACUGGCAUCCAACUCUCUCUGGCUUAGUGUCGGCAGCAUUUAGCCAUUAAAACAGAGCUGUUUAACUUCUAGGCAGCCUUACUCCAGAGAGGAGCCACAGACCCAGGGACCAUAUGUUGUCUGUACUGGUGGGCUGGGACUCCCCUGGCUCCAGUCCCCUGCUCUGUGGGCUGUUUAGUUCCACAUUGUAGCCUCAUGGGCAGCCUCUCUUCCUCUGCAGGCAGCUCAGCUCAGCUCAGCUCCCCCUGCCACAUGCACAGUAUCUGCCCCCGCCCUCUCAGCUGCAUGAAUCAACCUCCUGCAGUGUGGGCAACUUGGCUUUGCCAUGCAGCUCAGGCACUCUAGCCCUUUCCUGGCAGCCAUGGAAAGAGCUGCUGAUGGGAGGAGUAAUGGCCUGGUGGGAACCCAUGAGCCACAUGCUAGCCUUUCAGGGGUCACGUGUGGCCGACCAGUUGAACAACCCUGCAUUAAAAAGUGUCUGAAUUAGUCAUGCUCCCAUGAAAUGUCUCAGAUGAGAAAGAUGACAUUUGCCUUUGAUAAAAAAUAUUACCGAUUGAGACUCCACUAAGCCUAAAUUCCUGGGUGUGGAAUCUUAUCAUUAAAAAUCAGGAGGAACAGCAGCCAUAUCUGCAGCACAGUGUCAGCCUUAGUCAUCAGAAUAAAGCAACACAGGAAGGUGCUCCCAAGGUUACACAUUUGGAUGGCAGUGGUUGUGGGUUUUUUGACUAUCCAAAUUAGGCUAGAGGCAAGUAAGAUUCUUACUACUCAGUCAACCUUGCCCUGGGCCUCCAACUCUACUCAUUUUCAGGUGAUUCUCAAUAUAGUUUCAGUGGCAGGUAAACCCUUGGUUAGGCUACAUAAAUUAACUUGCUUUGCUACCAAAAGAAAAGGUGUACUACUCUAUGGGCAUUUAACACUCCUGAACAAGAAGUAGAGCAUAAUUCCCUUCCCGAUCAAGCAGCAGUACUCUGUCACUGCUCUUGAAAUAGCAAUUGGGCAACUCAGAAGGCCUUUCCUUUUUGAGGGACUAGAGGAGGGCACUGUUCCUUACCUAAGGCAGCAAAUUGAGAGCUAGGAUUGGGUCUACAGAUCAAAUUCUAUUAUUUUUACAAGUUGUCUGGCAAGCAGGCUGCAUGCAAAAUGACCCAAGAAUCAUAGAAAAUAGUUACCUUAUAUUAUGAACUUCAGUUCUGUGAUGCAACAAACUGCACACCCCCAAUAAAAAAAAAUCAAUCUAGAUGACGUACUAAAAUAGGUACAAGACUGACAAGCUGAAUUUUCACUUGAGGUUAGAUACAAGUAAUUCACAGUACAUCAAUAAGUGGACUGAUUUGUGUUUGGAAUUAGUUUUCAGGGUAGAACUGAACAAACAAUCCAUAAUAAAUUAUUUAUUUGCUGAGCUAUGCCUCACAAAUAUUUUGAGAGAAGGUUGCAAAACUCUAGAAUCAAAUGUAGUCUAAAUUAUUUAUGAGCUACUUCAUACUUUAUUUUCUUAUAACAAAUAUUUUAACUGAUAUUUUGAAUUGUAGAGGAUAUAAUGUAGAGUGGAUUUAUAAAUGGAUAUUGCAAUUAACUGAACAUUUCCUAUGAAGUACUGAUUAUUUCCUGGUCCUAAUAACUUCAUUGGAAGAUGAGGAUACUCAGCAGUCCACAGUAUCAAAGUUUGGUCUAUUUAUGGAUCUUACUUAAUGUAUUUUUCAUGCUUAUUCUCUAUUCAGGUUUUGAGAUUGCAGAAAUGAUUCAUAGCCAUAGGUUGACUCUACAGAGUAGAAAACACGGGUUAUAUGUCAUGUUAACAGUUCAGAAGCAGAACUUCCCAUUGAUUUUAAUGGCUCAAAGUAAGCAAAACAUCCAUUGCCUUCUGCAUAUCCAUAGCAGCUGCAACUGUGGCUAGAAGCAUUCUAGUUAGAGAAGGGUUUUCCACACCCAUAGAGCUGUAAGAAUCUCUAGAUUUCUCUAGACAACCCAGUGCCUUCUCCACUGGUAGAAAAAAAAUGGUUCUAUAAGCUCUAGCUGGUUUACUAUAUAAAAGUUCAUUUUAAUGACUACCAGAUAAAAGAAUCAAUCAGUAAAGUGAGUCAUGCUUUUUUAAAACUCUUCCCUCCUAUGCUGUUCCAUGUGUUUGUGUUUGGUACAUGCAUGGUUUAUAAAGGGAGGGGCCAGGUGUGGUUUGUUUAAUAACAUCAAAAAUCUCCUGUCUGAUUCCUGUAAGCAUUGCAGUUCUCAGUCACUUUAUCCCACCUUACAGUGAUGUGAUAAUUAGGCACCACAGACUGACUAGAUUACUGUAGAGAUCCUUCCUGAUAACUGUUUAUGACUGCUGCAGGGGCUGGGAAACUGAAAUUCUCUCUCAUAGAACUGUAUGAAGAAGGCAAAAAAAGUUCUAGAGUUUCAAGAUUUUUUUCACAUUGUCACAUUAUGUUAAACCUCCCUUAAAGGAAUUGCCUGCUAAAUGAAAUCAAAUUCCUGGCAAUCAGCAGCAAUCUGCUGAUUCCAUUAAGCAGGUUUAACUUGCCAGGGAAGCCCCAAGUUGAGAAACUUUCACAUGUGGUCUUUAUAUUCUUGAUAAUGAAAUGAACAAUUCUAUUAAAAUUAAUACAAAUACAAAAUUAACAAUUCUAUCUAUGAAUUCUAUCUAAUAAGUUCUGUGUUUGAGCUGCCUUUCUGAAAUGGACUAGAACAGGUUUGCCACCUAAAAGAGAACAAUGGAAUUCUAGCUAUGCUUAAUGUCCUUUCCUAAAACACAUUGUAUUGCUGAUCUUUCAGUCAGUCAGGACCCAACAAAUAUCAAAUGCCUUUUUCAGUUGUGUGCGCAUAUUGCUCAUUCACAAUAUGUUUAUGUGGAGUAUAUAACAAUAAUAAAUUAAUUUUAGCUCUAUUUUGAAUUGUGAAAUGCCUGACUUUCCUUUAAAAAAAUCUGGAUAAUUAAGGAAGAUGUUCCAGUAAGAGAGCUGAUAUAAAAAAUGAUAUGCUUUCAACUUUCACAGGUGCAGUAUUGCCAACCCCACCAUGUCAAAAAUCACGAGACAAACUCUUAAAAUUCAAGAGAUUUGGAACGUAAAUCAUGAACUGUUAUUUUUAAAGUGUGUGUGUGUGUGUGGGGGGGGUGUUAUCUGUGAAGGUGUAGUGGGCUGUGGGUCUGUGUGGGUUGAGUUUGGAGUCUGGGUAGGGGGCAUCCCGCACACCCUGGCAGGAUGCAGGAUACUGUGGGUCAGGAGUGAGGGGCAGAUAUACACACACACACACACGUACACAUGCACACAGACAGACAGCUGCCCACAGCUCUGUUGCAUGACUUGCCCUG
This is a messenger RNA of Alligator sinensis (Chinese alligator), 4799 nucleotides long. It is a transcript of the gene SCG5, whose product is annotated as secretogranin V. The record is from RefSeq and is a predicted model, not a curated record. Gene Ontology annotation, biological process: regulation of hormone secretion; neuropeptide signaling pathway. NCBI's taxonomy places the organism in Eukaryota, Metazoa, Chordata, Crocodylia, Alligatoridae. Bases 152 to 787 code for a protein of 211 amino acids. The transcript is spliced from 6 exons. Gene Ontology annotation, cellular component: secretory granule. Gene Ontology annotation, molecular function: enzyme regulator activity.